Symbiodinium pilosum is the source of this 1524-nucleotide messenger RNA. NCBI's taxonomy places the organism in Eukaryota, Dinophyceae, Suessiales, Symbiodiniaceae. The record is from the annotation of a GenBank genome assembly.
AUGUCCGAUGGGUUUGUGACGGUGGGCCAGUGUAUCGAAGGCCUUCCGAUCGGUGUUUUUGUUUGGGAGCUGCUCCUGUGCGCCUUCCUGGCAUCCUUUUGGCUGGGCGCCCUCAAUGAGCCAACCCCAUUUGCUCUUGGACUGCUUGACACCGACUGGACCUACAAUGAGCUCAACGUGCAGGCGGUCUUAGCUGCCAUGGGCGUGGGCAACGCAAUCUCUAUGCUUCUGGCAGGUUGGUUUGCAGAUAAGACCGGUCGGGCCAAUGUGAUUCGCUGCCUUACGCUUGCGACGGUGAGCUGUGGACUCCUGGUGCAGUCGUCCAGGACCUUGGGCCAAACUCUCUGCGGAAGAUUUCUGCUAGGGCUCACUUCAGGCGGGCUGCUGGCCGCCUUGAUUCCCCUGGUGGCAGAGCUGCUCCCAGCACGGCGGAGAGGUUUCUACAUGACAGUCUGGUGCUGUGGAAGGCCAGCGGGGGCUCUGCUGGCUGUCCUCAUCAGCUGCUUGCUGCCGCGACUGGAUUGGACCAAUUUCGUGUUCAUGAUGACCGCGCCUGCGGUGGUCCUCUACAUCCUCUGCCGUCUAGAUGUUAUGCCUGAGUCCCCGCGCUUCCUCUACUUGGCCGGACGGCGGGAAGAAGGCUUCCUGACACUGGCGGAGAUGUAUGACAAGGAGAUGAUGUGCCUGCCUUGGGGCCCAGACUCCGUUUCUCUUACCACUUCCUCCGAGGUCAAGGAGGUGAAGUCCGGCUUGCGAUCCUUGGCCCACUCUGAUGCAGCUAUCACAGCUUGGCUGUGCCUUAUCAUCUUCUUCAGCCACUGUGCUUCGCAGUGUAUGCGCGCCUGGAUACCUACAAUCCUCGCAGCUGGCUCCCCGCACCAGACGCCAGUAAUGUUGCUGGCGAUGUCGUUGCUGCAGGCCGCGGGCUCCAAGGCCCAGUCCUCCGGAGCUUCCCUGCUCAGUGCAGGGUCCACCGGUCUGGAUCGGCACCUGGUGAUGGUGGCAGCCCAGGGAUACAUGCUUGAGAUUUGCGGCGUCGUCCUGUGUGCUGCUGCCUCUUGGGCCUUGACCCGACGGCUUCUGGUGCGCGGCUCGCUAUGCGCAGCAGCACUUUUGGCCAUCGGUGCCACGUUGGCAGAGAGGCGGAACCUGUGGUUGACCGCUGGGCCGCUGUUUGGACUGGCACUCAUUGCCAAUGCUGCAGCCACAAACUUUCUACUUGUCUUUGCGUGCGAACGCUUCCCAACAUCUUCAAGGGCGAGCGCAGUUGGGCUUGUGCUCUUCUUUGGCCAGGUGGCUGAGCUCUUCGCGCCGGCCAUGGGCGUCAUCAUGUUGAACCGCUUCUCGGUGCAGUCGGCGGUGCUUGCCUUCAACAGCCUGUACUUUGUAGCAUUUCUGCUAUCGUUCCAGCUUCCCCUGCCUGGGCAUCGUGAGCGCACGCUCCAUGACGUCGAGGAGAAGGGCGCGCGCGAUCCUUUGACAAGAAACCGGAAGCGCUUGGGAAUGUCCUACCAGACCGUCUGA